This is a messenger RNA of Anguilla anguilla (European eel), 2869 nucleotides long. Its product is annotated as ankyrin repeat and SOCS box protein 2-like. The coding region runs from base 294 to 2387 and encodes 697 amino acids. Gene Ontology annotation, cellular component: ciliary inversin compartment. NCBI's taxonomy places the organism in Eukaryota, Metazoa, Chordata, Actinopteri, Anguilliformes, Anguillidae. The record is from RefSeq and is a predicted model, not a curated record. Gene Ontology annotation, biological process: protein localization to ciliary inversin compartment; intracellular signal transduction. Gene Ontology annotation, molecular function: protein binding. The transcript is spliced from 12 exons.
GGACGCAGAGCAGCAGAAGUCUCCGAGCAGAGGAUUGUCAACAGAGGAGUCACGGUCAGCAAGAGUGUUAACAGCUCCUUCUACUGAUGAAAAUAUUUCAACGAGUCUCUUCAGUCCUUAGCACGUUUAACAAGGAGGGAGUCUCCUCUCUGAUAGGGUCUGUCUGCACCUACAACCAGAAGAUAGAACAAUCAAAUCCCAGAGGCUGCUGUUGAGCUCUUCAGAAAGGCUACUACAGUCAAUCGAACAACUGACCCCACGCAGUCGCUGUCCCGUUCGGUGCCGGGGCCAACAUGGCGGCCUCCAGUGUGACCAUGUCCAGUUCGAGGGCCCCGACUCUCGGCUUUGAGGACUACAGCCUUUACAGCGGCCUGUCGGAGGACGAGCUGAUCGCGAUGGCCAUCGAGCACAGCCUGGCCGAAGCCCACGCCUCCGGCGCUCAGUCCGCGGCCGCGAAGGUGCCCGCCCUGCAGGUCCGUCAGAAUCCGGCCGUCCAGAACCCGGCGCAUCAGAAUCCGGCCCGUCAGAAUUUGUUCGCCCGGCGCACGUUCCCUCCACGUGAGCAGAAUGUGCCCCCACCGGCCAACCCGCCCAGUGAGAAGGCGUAUGAUAAAAUGGGUAACAUCGAGGCCCACUUCGUCACUGGCAGUGGGAAGCGCAUGGUCCGGUGGCGAAAAUAUGAUGGAAGUCUACACGUUUCACCAGAACCUCUGGAAGAAAUAAACCCUUUGUGCCGCGCCGUCUGGGAGGGCAAUGUGAAGGUGGUGAGAGAACUGGUGAAGAAGUCCCCAAAAAGUAUAACCGAGCCCUACAGAGAAGGGUGGAUAGCCUUGCAUGAAGCAGCGUACUACGGCCAAGAGGAGUGCCUCCAGAUCCUGCUGAGGGCCCGCCCCGAGAUGAUAAACAUACGCAGUGACAAAAACCACACUCCCCUAUUCCUGGCUGUGAGCCGCAGCCAAGUGGCCUGUGUUCAGUUCCUGCUGGAAAAUGGAGGGGACCCUAACAUACCCAACUGUGCCAAAGAAACUCCCCUCCUUAAAGCUUGUGAGCGAGAGAACGCGGAAAUUGUGGCAGCGCUCCUUAACCAUGGAGCCCAGGCGAAUAAGAUCUGUGUCCAGGGCUGGACAGCCCUUCACGAGGCCGUGAGCCGCAACAACGUGGAGAUCUGCGAGAUGCUGGUGAGAGCCGGCGCCAAGAUCAACGCCCGCAACAUGUACGGCAUUAGCCCGCUCUUCUCGGCGGCCCAAAGUGGACAAGUGGACACCCUGCGCUUCUUAAUCAAAAACGAUGCGGAUAUAAACAGCCAGGCCAAUGACGGGGCUACAGCUCUGUAUGAGGCCAGUAAGAAUGGCCAUGAAGAGAUUGUGGAGCUCCUUCUGUCUCAGAACGCCGACGCCAACAGAGCAACUAAAUCUGGGUUCCUGCCCCUGCACAUCGCUGCCCAGCGCGGAAAUGAGUCAAAAAGGCUCCUCUACAAAAUGACCGACCCCUACAAUUAUGAGAGUUCAGUUAAAAUUGUGUCCCUGCUCAUCCCCGUCACCAGUAAAGCCCGUGUACGCCGCAGUGGCAUCAGCCCCCUCCACCUGGCCGCUGAACGCAAUAAGAACGACGUCCUGGAGGUCCUGAUCGAUGCCGGCUACGAUGUCAACGCCACGCUGUCACUUGACCACUCCAAGAUGUAUGAAGACCGCCGGAGCACGACCCUCUACUUUGCGGUCUUGAACAACAACAUCGACGCCACCACCAUGCUCCUGGAUGCAGGCGCUAACCCCAACCUGGACACCUUCAGCCCGCUGCUAGUGGCGCUGAGGCAGGGCUGCAUCCAGACCGUCACCCUCCUGGUGGACCAUGGCGCCAAUGUCAACGCCAGUGUCUCCACCCACCCCACUUCUUUCCCUGGCACCGUCAUGUUCUGCAUGAAGUACCUCUCCCUGCUCAAGUACCUGAUGGACAAUGGUUGUGAUGCCCUGUCCUGCUUUCAGUGUCAUUACGGCUGCAACCCCCACCCACCCAUCAAGACAACACGCAGGAGGGACAGCCUGGAUGACAGAAGUGAAGAGGCUCCCAAAAUACCUGUCCAGUUCUGCGAGAUGAUUUCAGCAGAGCGGAACUCUCGCUGGGCGGGACCUAUUAUUGACGUACUGCUUGACUACGUUGGGAAUGUGCAGCUCUGUGCCAGGCUCAUCGAACAUCUGGACAGCUACGAGGACUGGGCAGGCAUCAAGGAGAAAUCCGUGCCACCUCGUCCGCUAAUGCAGCUGUGCAGAAUUAGGAUCUGCAGUCUGGUGGGAAGAACGAGACUGAGGCGCCUGAACACUCUGCCCCUCCCAGGACGACUAAUCAAGUACCUGAAACACGAAGAGCGAAUACGAGAAGUUGACCUUUGACCUGUGGCUUGUCUGUUUAAUUGUCUGGGCUCAUUUUGCACAAAUGUCUUGGUAUGUAUUCCUGACAUCUCACAAAGCCCAGUGACGUAUAUGUGAUGGCAAAUAUCUUUGCCUUGACAAGAUUUCUGAACACAUCCUUUUUGAUAAAUUUUGUGGUGCGCCCAUACAGAUGCAAAUGCAGGCGGACACACACGCAGACACGCAAGCACACACACACGCGCACACACACACAUGCUUAAUAAAAUGACAAAAAAUGUGCUCCUUUUGAUAGCAUGCAUGAUACGACCAUCAUGAAUAAUGUCAAAUGAAACUUCACUGUGAAAAUCUUUGUAGUGCAAGUCAGGAUUUAUAUGAUUUUAGUUUUUGACCAUUUUCUCUGGGAACAUUGAUAUAAGGAGAAAUUUGUAAAACUGAGUGGAUUUUGUGAAUUUAAUAUUUCUUUAGCCAAAGAAGGUUCUUGAACCUCCCAUGGUCAAACCUAC